Phragmites australis (common reed) is the source of this 2408-nucleotide messenger RNA. Its product is annotated as cation/calcium exchanger 1-like. Gene Ontology annotation, biological process: monoatomic cation transport; transmembrane transport. The record is from RefSeq and is a predicted model, not a curated record. Gene Ontology annotation, molecular function: monoatomic cation transmembrane transporter activity. The transcript has a single exon. The coding region runs from base 413 to 2125 and encodes 570 amino acids. NCBI's taxonomy places the organism in Eukaryota, Viridiplantae, Streptophyta, Magnoliopsida, Poales, Poaceae. Gene Ontology annotation, cellular component: membrane.
CACGGCCGCUGCCGCUGCCCGCUUCCUCCCUUCCAUUUCACGGCGACCCCGAGACGCCGACCCAUCCGCAUCACCAUGACUUCUAGCCGCCCAUCCUCCACGCGGACGCACCACCUCGCCAUCGCAUCGCGCGUACUCCCCCAGUCCCCAGCCUGUAGACACACGGAAGGACCCCGAGAGGCCAGCCUCGUUUUCUCCGGUCCUGAGUUCCUGCCGUCCUGCGCCUCGAACCGAGCAGAGCCGCCCGCCCACGACCACGAAUCCCUCUCCCCCACUCUUCCCGCCACACACCACCGCAGAGGCCGAGAGGCUACUCACUCGUCUCGCACCGAGAUCCCCAACUGCCGCGCGCCCCGCACGGCAUGCCGGCCUAGCCCUCUCCGGUUAAAAACCCCGCCUUGCUCCCCAUUUUAUGGCGCUCCCGCGCGGGCGCGCGUGCAAUAACCCCGUCCCCAGCGCCUGCUUCCUCCUGCUCCUGCUCCUCCUCCUCCUCUCCGCAUCCUUCCUUGCCGCUCCGCGUGACUCCUCAACCUCCACCAACCGCGCGGUAGAGGAGGGGGCGAUUAUUGAUGGUGAUAGUGGGUCGUCGUCAUCGUCGGCCUCUGGAAACUGCGAGGAGCUGCAGUCCAUCAAGGGCAGGGAGGCUAGGUGCCAGUACCUGCGGACGCACGCGCGGUGCUCGCCGGUGGGGUACGUCGACUACCUCCGCCUCUUCUACUGCGGCUUCGCCCGCGCGCCGGCGGCCGGGUACGCCGCGCUCCUGCUGUGGCUGGCGCUGCUCUUCUACUUGCUCGGCGACACCGCGUCGGAGUACUUCUGCGCGUCGCUCGAGGGGCUCUCGGCGGCGCUGCGGCUGCCGCCGGCCAUCGCGGGCGUCACGCUGCUCUCGCUCGGCAACGGCGCUCCCGACGUGUUCGCCAGCGUCGUCUCCUUCGCUUCGGGCGACGGCGGGGGCGUGGGGCUCAACAGCGCGCUCGGCGGGGCGUUGUUCGUGUCCACGGUAGUCGCUGGGGUCGUCGCGCUCGCCGUGGGCGCCCGCCGCGGGGUCGUCGUGGAGUGGCGUGGGUUCGUGCGCGACCUCUGCUUCCUCCUCCUCGCGCUCUGCUAUUUGCUCGCCGUGCUGGUGAACGGCGAGGUCACCGUCUGGGCGGCCGUGUCUUUCGUCUCGCUCUACGUCGGCUACGUCGUCCUCGUAUGGACGUCACACUGCUGCGCCGAACAGGGCAAGCCGCUGGUCACCAGCCUCUCCGCGCCGCUCCUCGAUGAAGACGACGGCGUCCCGUCGCUGCCGUCCCACUCCAAGACGGCGGCGGCCGGCCCCACUCCAAGGGGAAUAGCCUAUCUGCAUUGCCUCAUGCGCGCGCUCUGCAUGCCGCUGUACCUCCCGCGCCGCCUCACCAUCCCGGACAUCGCCGCGCACCGCUGGUCCCGGCCCUACGCCGUCGCGUCCGCCGCGCUGGCGCCGGUCCUCCUCGCCGCCACCUGGACCUCGCAGCGCAACCCGGUGUCCUCGGUGCGCCACAGCCUCGCCGUGCUCCUGGGCGGCGCGCUCCUCGGCCUCCUCCUCGCCGCGCUCGCCGCGGCCACCACGGACGCCGCCUCCCCUCCGCGCGGCCGUCGGCGCCGCGUGCCGUGGCUCGCCGCGGGGUUCCUGAUGAGCGUGCUGUGGGCGUACACCCUGGCCCGCGAGCUGGUGGCGCUCCUGGUGACCAUCGGUUACAUGGUCGGGAUCAAGGCGAGCGUGCUGGGAGUCACCGUGCUGGCGUGGGGGGACUCCCUGGGCGACCUGGUCUCGAACGUGGCGAUGGCGGUGCACGGCGGCGCCGGGGGCGCGCAGACGGCGGUGUCCGGGUGCUACGCGGGCCCGCUGUUCAACACGGUGGUGGGCCUGGGCCUGUCGCUGUCGCUGGCGGCGGGCGCGCAGCACCCGGCGCCGUUCGUGGUGCCCGCGGACGGGGCGGCGUACGAGGCUAUGGGGUUCCUGGGCGCGGCGCUGGCGUGGGCGCUGUUCGUGGUGCCCGUGAGGGGGAUGCGCAUCGACCGCGUGUACGGGCUGGGACUCAUCACCAUCUACCUCUGCUUCUUCGCCGUGCGCGUCUUCGAGACGCUCGGCCUCUGGACAUAGCCGCUCGCAGUUGCAGUGACACUCCCUGCCUGCCUUGAUUUAUUUCUCACUGAUCGUGGUAGAAUCAAACUGGUAAUGGUAGAUCUAGAUUGGUAAAUGAUAGCCAAAAAAAAAGAUGAAGGCUAGAUAAUCGUGUAUAUUACUUAGUAGUAGCACUACACCACAAGUAGGUGUUGAUUGGUCGGUGUUGUGCCAGUAAUUCUUUUUCUUCCUCGUCACUUCUGGGGAAAGAAGGGGCUUUGACUAGAGGAUGCAGGGAAAAACAUGUUUGUUGUAUUCAUAA